Molecule: messenger RNA, 261 nt
Organism: Coniophora puteana RWD-64-598 SS2
Lineage: Eukaryota; Fungi; Basidiomycota; Agaricomycetes; Boletales; Coniophoraceae
Product: plant expansin
Exons: 3
Source: RefSeq, a predicted model, not a curated record
ACCUUCUUUGCCGACGGUCUUGGAGCUUGUGGUGCAACUAACUCGCCUAGCGAUUUCAUUGUUGCCCUCAACUCUGCACAGUACGGCAGUGGCGGUUACUGUUUCCAGAUGAUCACCAUCACAUACAAUGGCAAGACAACCCAGGCACAGAUCACCGACGAGUGCCCUGGUUGCCCCUACGGUGGUCUCGACAUGUCUACCGGGCUCUUCGACUUCUUUGCCGACCCCUCUGCUGGUGUCAUCUAUGGUGAAUGGUCGUUU